Triticum turgidum subsp. durum (durum wheat) is the source of this 1779-nucleotide messenger RNA. The record is from the annotation of a GenBank genome assembly. Lineage: Eukaryota; Viridiplantae; Streptophyta; Magnoliopsida; Poales; Poaceae.
AUGCGAUGCACCCUUCCUUUGACGAUCAUGGAGUUUCGCCACCCCCAACAAGGUGGAAGGGCUCGUGCAAGGCGGCCCGGUGCAACAACAAGCUCAUCGGUGCCAAGUCACUCGUUCAGGGUGAUGAAUUUGGCGACAAAGAGGGGCACGGAACGCACACCUCGUCCACUGCCGCCGGGAACUUCGUCACCGGCGCAUCAUACCAUGGUGCGGGCGUGGGCGAGGGCACCGCGGCCGGAAUUGCUCCUGGCGCUCACAUCGCCAUGUACAAGGUAUGCGCCAAUAGCCGCUGUAAGCAAUCUACCGUUACUGGCAGGCCUAGAAGAGGCCAUCAAGGAUGGUGUGGACGUGCUCUCGCUCUCCCUUGGCGGUGACACGAGUGCCAGCUUCGAUGAGGACCCCAUUGCUAUCGGUGCAUUCAGUGCUGUGUCCAAGGGCAUCCUCGUGGUGUGCGCCGCCGGCAAUAGCGGUCCGAGGCCGGGCUCGAUCACCAACGAGGCGCCGUGGUUGCUCACGGUCGCCGCCGGCUCCGUGGAUCGGAGCUUUGCUGCCAGCCUGCAUCUCGGCAAUGGCAAGAGCAUCGACGGAGAAGCACUUACCCAGAAAGUGAGUCCGAGUUCAAAGUCACACCCUCUCCUCUACUCCGAGGAACGACGGUGCUGCAAUUACAAGAGUGGCAGUGGCAUCACCGGUAAGAUCUUGGUCUGCGAAGGCACUAGGUCGAAGACUCAACAAUCCAACAUCCACAGAAUAGUGGGUGCUGGUGCGGCUGGUGUGGUGCUUUUCAACGAUGAAAUCAGCGGCUACGCCACCAUGGUUCAGGAUUACAACUCCAGUGCUGUACAGGUGAGCGCGGCCGACGGCGAUGUCCUCAUAGCUUAUGCCGCGUCAUCAGAGAGCAGCUCCGUGGCCUCUCUCAUCUACAACAACACACUGUUUGGUGUCCGUCCGGCCCCCGUCGUGCCCUUUUUCUCUUCCCGUGGUCCAAGCGUCAUCGCCGUCGGCAUCCUAAAGCCGGAUAUAUUGGCACCAGGCCUCAACAUCCUCGCCGCGUGGCCGCCAAGCACGGGCUCUGGAAAGGGCACUUUCAACAUCAUAUCAGGAACAUCCAUGGCAACGCCACACGUCAGUGGUGUCGCUGCGCUUAUCAAAAGCAUCCAUCCUGACUGGUCGCCAGCCGCCAUCAAGUCUGCCAUCCUAACGACGUCGGACAUCGUUAAUAGCACUGGUGGCUCAAUCUUGGACGAGCAACAUAGGAAGGCCGGCGUGUAUGACACAGGCGCCGGCCAUGUGAACCCGACCAGAGCCGCAGAUCCUGGCUUGUUGUAUGACCUCAGUGUCACCGACUACGCCGGCUACAUCUGCUGGCUCCUCGGUGACAGCGGCCUAGCAACCAUCGUGCGCAACUCAAGCUUGACCUGUGCGAAGCUGCCCAAGGUCCACGCUGUGCAGCUUAACUACCCGACGAUAACCGUGUCAGCGACAUCGACGCCAUUCACAGUGAAGCGGACUGUGACGAACGUUGGGCCAGCAAACUCGACGUUCACGGCGAAGGUGGAUGCGCCAAGAUCACUGACAGUGCGUGUCUCCCCGGAGACGCUGGCAUUCUCCAAAACUGGAGAGAAGAAGACCUUCAGCGUGUCUGUGAGCAGCCACGGCUUGGGCGAGGAGCUGCACGUGGAGGGAAGCUUGAGCUGGGUAUCGGAGAAGCAUGUCGUGCGGAGCCCCAUCGUUGCUGUCUCCCCAAGAGGCGAUACUGCUCCGGACCCAUCACCAUGA